CCAAGCAAUGUACAAGCAACAUCUACUGCGUGUAGUAACAAUACAACUUUACAAAACCGGCUCCAGAGUUUUUCUCCGCAACAAAUCUACUAUGUACCCAAUACAAAACUUGUAAAAGUUGCUAUAUAGUCCAGUAAAUGGUCCGCCAAAAGAGACCUCCCUCACAAAAUGGUCGACUUAUAGCAUCGAGCAACAACGGACAACACCUCGAGCGUUGGCGCUGGAAGCGAAAAGAUGUUAAUACUGAUGAUAGUUCACUUCAUCACGCUUCCCGCGCUCACUUCCAAGAUGGUCAGCGGCGAGACAACGAUGGACGAGAAGCAGCAGCAGCAGUUCAUUAGUUCCAGAGUAGUCAGAACCAAAUAUGGGGACAUCAGAGGUUUCAUUGUCACACCAGAAUCGAGAUUUCUAGAACCAGUAGAAGUCUUCCGAGGUGUCCCAUACGCAUCGCCCCCAGUGGGUUCAUUACGCUUUAUGCCGCCUGUAUCAGGCGCACAGUGGUCCGGAGUGAAAAUAGCUGAAGAAUUCAGCCCAGUGUGCCCACAAGUUCUUCCAGAUAUAAGGAAUGAGACGGCAGUGCUGAAGAGGAUAUCAAAAGGAAGGUUGGAGUACUUGAAGAGGAUACUGCCGUUUCUGACGAACCAGUCGGAAGAUUGUUUGUACUUGAAUAUCUACGCGCCUGCUCAAGCAGGCGUACGAGACGCAGUGUCUCGGUACCCGGUACUGGUGUUCGUUCAUGGAGAGAGCUACGAGUGGAGCUCGGGGAAUCCCUACGAUGGGACUGUGCUGGCUUCUCAUGCUGGGCUGGUGGUGGUCACUAUCAACUACAGGCUGGGGAUAUUGGGUUUCCUCAACCCUCGCUCGGACGAAUUCCCGCGGUCCCCAGCGAACUACGGUCUCAUGGACCAGAUAGCAGCGUUACACUGGAUCAAAGAGAACGUGGCGGUCUUUGGCGGAGACCCGACCAAUGUCACAUUGAUGGGGCACGGCACUGGCGCUGCCUGCGUGCACUUCUUGCUGACGUCACUGGCAGUGCCCGAAGGCCUGCUCUUCCACAGAGCUAUCCUAAUGUCAGGGUCCGGACUGAGCCCCUGGUCUCUGGUCGCGGAUCCCAACAAGUACGCCGCUAUAGUAGCGACGCAUGCCAACUGCUCUCCUGAACUAACGCCACCAGCGCUACUGCGGUGUUUGCGCGAGCGACCACUGGAGGCGCUGUUGUCAGCGCCUGUGCAAGCGCCUGACUUCGCCUACGCAUUUGGUCCGAGCGUAGACGGGGUUGUUAUAGACACAGGCGACCUGCUGGUGACCCCAGAGAACGGAUACGAGUGGGGCGGGCAGCCGAUCGCUCGCGCGCCCACCGGCAAGGCGGCGGCCAACGCCAUCAACAUCAUCAACGCCGUGCUGAUGAGGAAGAGCGCCGUUGCACAGCUCACCAAAUAUGACCUGAUGCUCGGCGUGACCAAAGCAGAAGCGUACUUCGCGUUCAGUGGAGACGACGUACAGUACGGCAUAGAAGCGGACAGAAGGUCCAAGAUCCUGAAGUCCUUUGUCAGGAACACGUACAGCUACCACCUGUCGGAGAUCCUGGCUACCAUAAUCAACGAGUAUACGGACUGGGAGCGGCCUGUGCAGCACCCAAUUAAUAUUAGGGACGAAACGCUAGAAGCGCUAAGCGACGCGCAAGUGGUCGCGCCUAUAGUGCUGACUGCGGAUACACACUCGGCGUUGCGAAGAAACUCGUAUCUGUACGUGUUCGACUACCAGACGAAAUACGGAGACUACCCUCAGCGACAAGGCUGCAUUCACGGUGAGGAGCUGCCGUACAUAUUCGGAGCACCCCUGGUGGGAGGUCUAGCUCACUUCUCAAGGAACUACACUAAGGCCGAAGUAUCGCUGUCCGAGUCAGUCAUGCUGUACUGGGGAAACUUUGCUAAAACUGGGAACCCAAAUGAAGCUCAAGAAAGCGACCCGAUAAGAGCUGGAAGACAAGAAAGAGUUCGGAUGAAGAACAUCGAAUGGACUGCGUAUGAAGCUGUCCACAAGAAAUACCUCAACAUUGACACUAAAUCCAAAUUGAAGAAUCAUUACAGAGCUCACAGACUCUCAUUCUGGCUGAAUUUAGUCCCAGACCUCCAUCGCCCAGGAGGUGAUGACGUACCCUCGUCUCAUCACCAGCUUGAACACGAAGACGCAUCACCGCAACCUACUCUAAAAACAUUCAGUCCUCCUUUCAAGAAGACGACCGAUGUUAUCAUCGAUUCAGGUCUUGCGACCAAAGUGCCAGUUCUAAGUGUUUUAAAUAUAACUUCCCCAUUGAAUUUCAACAUUAUUGGUCUGAAUCCACCAACGCAAAGUACUGUUAGUACUGAUGUACAUAAAGAUUUAUCCGCCACAUCGCCUCCUGAAGAUGGGUUUGCAGCGUACUCCACUGCUCUUAGCGUGACAAUUGCUAUUGGGUGUUCGUUACUGAUACUAAACGUUCUCAUCUUUGCUGGAGUGUACUACCAGAGGGACAAAACGAGAAUGAACGGCCAAGAUGGUCAUGCAAAUGGCUCGCAUUUAAAAAAACGUGCAGAGAAUGGACAGAUGCCGAACAACAUUUGUGGUGAUUUAGAAGGAGCAUUAACGUACCAGACCAGUUUAAAAAACGAUCCAGCUACGAUUUUGAGUCAUCAUCAUACGCAUUCUCAUCAUCAGCUACCUCCCCCGGAGUUUGCUGAUCUUCCAAGCAAUAACGUGGCGGGAAUGGCAACGCUGCCAAGGGCGCCACCUCCUCCAAAGCUCGGUAAGAGUAAUAUAAAUACUCUAGCGAGUGGCCAGUUGCAAGAGAACCAGCCGUUGCUGUCCGCGCAUCAAAUGCAGAUGAUCAACACGAGUACACUCACGAAGAAGAACACCCAACUGAACGCGAAGUCCAACGUCACAAUGGAGGAGUUGAGAGUGUGACGUCAGAGGGCCUGACUGCAACGGGCUGGCAGUUGCAGCGACGUCGCCCAUCACGAUGAGAUCGUGUGACUUGGGCCGGACCUUCUCAAGUGUGUGACGGACUACAUUUAAACUUUUUAGACUGUCCCGUGCCACUUGCGUUUAGAAGGCAUUAUAAUAGUGAAGUGACUUGAACUAAAGUUUAAUCAUAUCCGUAUAGUAAAGACGCCAGUGGGUGAAUUUAAAGUGUUAAUAGUGUAGCGGACGAAAUGAAAUUAUGUAACGUUGUAAAUUAUUGUAAAUAUUAUACUAAUGUGAAAAUUGUAUAUAAUUCAGCAGCUCAGCCGCAUAUCCAUCCUAAUUACAAUUGUAAUCUUGAAAAUAGGGAAAUUGUAAGAUAUGUGAUGAACAACUUCAGUCUAGGCAGCAUUGAGGCGCGAGGCGUGCAAUCUGUUUGACUGAAAUAAAUUAAUGAAUUGAAAAAUUUAGGAAAUAAUGUAAGUUAACGAGACACCAAAAUUAUCGUCGCAUUGAUUUGUCAAGUUAGAAGCAAUAACAAUCCA
This is a messenger RNA of Ostrinia furnacalis (Asian corn borer), 3488 nucleotides long. It is a transcript of the gene Nlg3, whose product is annotated as Neuroligin 3. The coding region runs from base 235 to 2946 and encodes 903 amino acids. The record is from RefSeq and is a predicted model, not a curated record. The transcript has 12 exons. NCBI's taxonomy places the organism in Eukaryota, Metazoa, Arthropoda, Insecta, Lepidoptera, Crambidae.